Thlaspi arvense is the source of this 1467-nucleotide messenger RNA. The record is from the annotation of a GenBank genome assembly. Lineage: Eukaryota; Viridiplantae; Streptophyta; Magnoliopsida; Brassicales; Brassicaceae.
UUUCCUCCUCUAUAGGAAACAACCAUCAUUGCUCCAAACAAUCACUUUCAUCCUUUGAAAAUAAUCUCUGCUUCUGCUUCUUCUUCUUCUUCUUCUUAUUCUUCUUUCUUUCUCUCUCUCUUUUUUCAUCUAUACACACUUCCACUAACCUUUAAAUUCUCUCAUUUCCAAUUUUCCCUCCCAUAGAAUCAUCAAUACACCAAAACCCACAAACAAAAAUCAAAUCUUUUUUUGAGAAUUCUCUGUUUCGGCAAAAACAAUGGAUUCGUCUUGUACAAACUCCGUAAACGGAAUCUACUCGUUUCUAAACAGAUCAAUGGAAGAUCUCGAAAGGGUUUACCUCUCCAACAACUUCAUGUCCGUACAGUUCCUACAGAGAGUGAUCUGUCUCCUAAGAACCUCUCACUCUCAUCUCACACUUCUCGUCCAAAAACUCAAUCUCCCUGUCGGUGACAAAUGGCUCGACGACUACAUGGACGAAACCUCCAAGCUCUGGGACGUUUGCCACGUCAUCAAAUCCUCUCUCUCAUCUAUGGAAAACUUUUGCUCCGCCGCGAUUUCCAUCGCCUCUACUCUCGACGGCCACCACCACCGUCAGAUUUCCCGACAGGUGAUACGAGCAGUAUCUGGAUGUCGGAGAGAAGCGGUGGGGAUAGAGGAAGAAAACAGAGCUUUAAUGGAGAAUCGGAUUCUAAGGUUUCCGUUUCUGUCGGAGCAAGUUACGACGACGGCGAUGGAGUCAUCGAAGAUACAGAACGGAUUCAGCGGCUUUAGAGGAGUAAUGAACACAAUGAAGAACAUAAACUCGCUGCUUCUCAUGAUCUUAAUGCAAGGCCUUGUUUACUGUAUUCCCGGCGAGACAGCGGCGACGGUGACGAUGACAGCGUCUGCGAUGGUGAGACUGAAGCAGAGAGUGGCGGCGGAAAUGGAGAGGACAGGGAUGAAGAAAGGAGUAAUGAUGUAUGAGUUUAGGAGGAGCAAGAACGCGAUGGAGGAGCUCAAGGCUGAGCUGGAACGACGGUGGUGCGGCGGAGGAGGAGAGGGGGAGGAGGCGGCAGCGGCGGAGAAAGUGUUAAGAGAGAGAGUGGAGAGUGUGAAAGUGAAUAUUGGGAAUUUGAGGAAUGGAACAGAGAGUAUUGUUGCUCAGAUUGAUGAUUUCUUUGAUGAGAUUGUUGAUGGAAGAAAAUUGCUUCUGGAUUUCUGUAGCCACCGGUAAAAGAAAAUUAGGCUUUUAGAUGAAUCGGUUUGUUGUUAAUCUGCUCUGUUUUUACUUUUAUUAAUAUCUAUAAAAUAUAUGUUUUUUUGCUUUCUUGUUUUUAAAACCUUUUUGGGGGAUUUAUAUUCCAAAGUCUGAACAUUAAUGAAAUAUGAAAUUAAGACGUUUUGUUAAAGUUGAAGUUAAUAAUAUGUUGUGCAAUGGCGUCAAAUGAAAGUUCAAAACGAAGAGACUUGUACUGUUCACUGUUG